GAUGUGAUGGUUUAAGAAAUUAUGCAAAUAUUUCUCUGGCUUCCUGACUGAAAAGGGGUUUUUCUGCAGAGCCAAACAGUUGCUGCAGCUAAGAGAGUUUUCACUGGCAGGAGGAGGGGCUCAAAUUGAACCAGAUCAACCACAGCAUACGCAAUACAGCAACGAGCAGCUGCGUUUGCAAGAAUAUAAACUGCGUCGUGCACCCUUUAAGAGUGAAGUCGACAGAAAUUUCAACUUUUUUUUUAAAGUUCCAAAUUAAUUUUUGCAAGGAUCCGUAUUGUUUGUAUUUAUUUUCCUGAAAGAAACAUACAAAAACCAAACGAAACCAUGGUGAUCAAAGUUUAUAUAGCAUCCUCUUCUGGGUCAACGUCGAUUAAGAAGCAGCAGCAGGAUGUGAUCGGGUUCAUGGCAGUCAAUAAGAUUGAGUUUGAGGAGUGUGACAUUGCAGCCAACGAGGACAACAGGAAAUGGAUGAGAGAGAACGUUCCGGAAAACUCCAGGCCUGCCACUGGAAACCCCCUGCCACCUCAGAUCUUCAAUGAGGAGCGGUACUGUGGGAAUUACGAAGCGUUCUUCGAUGCCAGGGAAGACAAUAGUGUGUAUGCGUUUUUAGGCUUGACGGCACCACCUGGGUCAAAGGAAGCUGAAGCUCAAGCCAAACAGCAGUAGUGAGCAAUCACCCUUCAUCAAACUACAGCGCCACUUCCUGACGACCUCCAGUACUGCAGUUAUGCUUCUGAUUUUAAUGCAUUGACAUGUUUUGAUAUUGCACCAUUUAUUUAUUUUUCUCUAAAAGAAGAGCCAAAAAAUAUUUUAAAAGGGGGGAAGAAAUGUCAUUAGCUUAUUAAUUCAUUUUAUUUUAUUUUGUGUAUAGAGAAUACAGGCGUUUAGAGUGCGAUAUGAGAAAUUAUUAAAAAGGGAAAUUUUGCACAUGCCACCCAGAACAUACAUUCUGAUUCAACAUACAUUCUCAUUUUUGUAUUUGUUUUCUUUGCUUUGCUGGAGAAAUAUGCACACAUAUUUCACUGUACUAACCAUUACAACCGCUAUGAAAUAUGCAUAUAUAACUUCAAUAUGGGUGCAGACAGAGUUGGCGUUUGCAUACAAAUUUAGUAAUUGAUAAAAGCGUAGUGGGCUAAUCAGCAUACUGGAGAACCUUUAAGCACAGUACAAUAUAUAUUUUCUAUUGUCAGCUGUUUUUUGUUAAUGAAAUGAGAUUGCAGGAAGAUUGUGACUUCACUUAAUACACAGGCUUAUAGCUCCUUGUUCAACUCCGCCAUAGACGUGCCUUGUUUUCUACUAGAGAAAAAAGUUGUGUCUGCUUAAUGAUGGAUGAAUUGGAAAAAUAUAGGUGCAUUUUAAUGAUCUAAAUCACCCUUAAGCAUUCAUUACAUGCAUCAUUUUAUAAUCAUAAACAGUAGCCUGUCAGAAAAUGUAUAGAACUGCAAUGCACUUAGCAGUGAUGCUUUGCAAAUAUGAUCCUGUGUGUUUCAGGGCUAGAAUCCAUACUUAACAUUAACCCUAUAUAGUGACAGUGCCCUGUAUUUAAUAUAGGUCUGUUUACCUGCCCUUCAUAUUCCUGUAUGUGCUGCUCUGUGAUAAAAGGUACCAUGCAGCCCAGGUAUAGAACCAGCUCUCAGAGUGAUUGCUUAUCUGCGGGGUCCAAUUACAUUCAUGGCUUACUGUGGCUGAAAAGUCAAGUGGUUUGAAUUAUUACUCCAGAUGACCUGGCUGUGACCCAUUUUACUGCUUUAAAGACACAGGGAAGCACAAUAUUCACUGUUUUGCUGUUUAAGCCUGCUUAUUUAGCACUAAAAGUGGUCUUGAAGGAACAGCUGCCUGUUUGUUCAGGUUAUGUGACAUGAAAAUACACAGUGGCAAACAUUUAGACAAUUAAGUUUCAACAGCCGUUGUUUUACAGUUACAUUUGUGAAAAGUACCUACUGCCCUAAAAAAAAAGUUUUGAAGUAAAAUAAAUGAUGAACUUGUACAUUACAUGGUAGAUUAAAACAUUAUUUGAAUGAUCCAUUAUUUAACAGUGCCAGCAAUAAUUAUUCUAAAUCAUUCUAACAGAUGAUCUAGCCUGGGGUAAAGGACACAUUUACACUCAUUAAUACACUUAGUGUCUGUUAAAUCUGUCAUGGUAUUUAUAAGGCACAUUUCUGGGGUGUAGUACUUAUAGCAUACCACAGCAAUAAGACAAUGCAAAAGGAUAUAUCGAAUGACAUCCAAACUAAAGGGAUUUAUCCGAUUGAUUGAUACUCUAGCUGGUUCUCCUCUACAGAUACAGGCUUGACUGUAGUAAAAGAACUACAUAAAAAAAAAUGUUUCAUCCUAACGAGCCAGGUAAUAUAAACACAUCUACAUGUUAAAUGAGUGACAACCUCUCUGGUGUAAAAGUGCAAAGUGUAAGAACAAACCAGGUGCUGUCCAGUGAAUCAAAUCAAUGGUCUUAAAAGUAACAGUUGCUACAAAUGGUGCAGGGUCCACUGCUUAUUAAAAAAAUGUUCCCUUUUGAUGAUGUGUAUGUAAUAAAAUACCUUUUUUUCUCUCUGCA
Messenger RNA from Polyodon spathula (Mississippi paddlefish), 2557 nucleotides. RefSeq names its product SH3 domain-binding glutamic acid-rich-like protein. The record is from RefSeq and is a predicted model, not a curated record. NCBI's taxonomy places the organism in Eukaryota, Metazoa, Chordata, Actinopteri, Acipenseriformes, Polyodontidae. Gene Ontology annotation, cellular component: cytoplasm. The transcript is spliced from 4 exons. Bases 328 to 669 code for a protein of 113 amino acids.